Passer domesticus (house sparrow) is the source of this 1577-nucleotide messenger RNA. RefSeq names its product IQ motif containing D (gene DRC10). The record is from RefSeq and is a predicted model, not a curated record. The coding region runs from base 315 to 1487 and encodes 390 amino acids. Gene Ontology annotation, molecular function: protein binding. Lineage: Eukaryota; Metazoa; Chordata; Aves; Passeriformes; Passeridae. The transcript is spliced from 4 exons.
CGCCCCCUCGGGUCGCCUGGCAACGGGAGGCGCUGACGGCGGGAUCGGGAUCGGACCGGGACUGGGACCGGGAUCGGACCCGGAUUGCAACCGAGUGCGCUGCUGGGGUGGAGGCCGCCUGGGGACGGCAUCCCCCGAGAGAAAAUCCAAGAAGGAAGAUUAUGUGACAGCAGCAGCACAGGGACCUCCAUUUUCUUCCAGUCUCACCUUGUGUAAGAGCUGCCGCGUCCUUGCUAGACCUCAAACCACCCAGGCCACUGGUGUUUAGCUGAAUCCAUGGCAACAGGGAAUCCAGCUGCAUUCCAGGCAUCCUCAUGAAGCAAAGAACCUUGCUGAAGGGCAUGGCAGCUCCAAGGAAGGUAGGGAUCCCAUUAAGUGUCAUGAAGGUGUUAGAUCCACGCCAGCUAAAGCCUGAUAGCACGGAGACAGAAAGAAUCCUAACUGUCUUGGAUGAGACCAUUGUCAAGCUGGAGAUCACCAGGUUGAUCCCACGGAUUAUUGGCUCCCUGGACAGGUAUGCUAGGAUGCUGGGACCUGAGAUCACAAGCGGCCUUUUGGAGCAUCAGAAGCUUUCAAUGGAAAUACAGCACCUGCUCACCAGCCCUGGAGAUGCGAAGAGCAUGAGGGCUGCAGUGCAACGCAUGAAAUGUUCCCUGAGAAACAUCCUGAGGCUCUUCCUGGCCAACCCCUUGCUUUACCAUGGGCUGAAAUAUGAAGUUUGGGUGAGAGAGUCACCAGCUGAUGUGUUUAUCAAAGCCUUCAUGGAGUUCCGGGAUUUCAUGCUUGAGAGGCUCCUGACCACUCCUGAUGAGGAGAAGGAAAUGAUUGAAUUCAUGAAUGAAAUUUCCCUCCAGGUUGAGAAAAACACAGAAAUUAUCUCAGCUCUACAGGGAGAGCUGGCAGGAGUCAUCCAGACUCGAGAUGAAGAGGUUAGCAGGAAGGACAAAACAAUUGAAAAGCUCAAAACUAGCAUGGAAGAUCUGGCCAAGAACUGCAAGGCUGACAUCCGGCUGAUCAUGGAGGAAGGGGAAAAGCAGCAAAAAGAAGAUAAGGAAGCUUCCCAGGAGAGGUGUGCCAGGCUGAAGCAGGACAUUCAGCACCUGGGAACACAGUUCAGUGCACUGGUGCUGGAGCAUCGAGCCUCAGAGCUGGUUCUCAGGAAGUUCUCUUUUGCUUCAGUUUCAAGCUGGUUGCCACAGUUUGUUGAUGACUUGCCACAUUCCAUCAGACAUGUUCAUUUCCUCCUGCAGAAAGCAGCUUCAGGUGCUGUUCAUCCCCCACCUCCAUGCUGUAAACCAAAUAAAGCCCUUUGGGAAUGUCCCAGGAGAAUCCUUAAACCAGGGCACACCACAUAUGUGUCAGCUGAGGGAAGCUUGUCACGUGGAGGAGGUGAAAUAUUCAGAUAUAAUGAUGCUGUGGCUCAAAGUUUCCCUGUUUUCUCACUCAGGACACUUCUUACCAGGCCUCAGAUGUCUGCAAGGAUCUGAUCUUGUUUUGUGUUUCAGGAAAAGUGCAAAGCAGAGAAGGAAAUUCAGGAAUGGGUCCAGAAAUAUGACAGAGACAUGACAGAAAAACAG